This is a messenger RNA of Rubroshorea leprosula, 164 nucleotides long. The record is from the annotation of a GenBank genome assembly. Lineage: Eukaryota; Viridiplantae; Streptophyta; Magnoliopsida; Malvales; Dipterocarpaceae.
GGUGGCGGUUUUUUUGGUGGUGAUGGUGAACGGGAGAGGCGAAGAGGACAUUAGCUCGGUUGAGAGGGCAAUACGUUAAGGGUGGAGAACAAAAAGAGAAAAACCAUUAUACACUGUUUAUUGGAUUUUUAUCAACAAGAAAUGAUUAAAUAAUGACUAUUAUU